AUGGCCUUCUGGAAGCCAGGAACAGUCAGGCCAGGCAGCUCCGUCGACCGCUCCACCGAGAGCGAAGGCUCCUUUGACCCCUCACUCUCGUCCUCGAUCGCGACGGAAAAUGCCGGACUGGGCGUGCAGGAUGCCAGGCAGAACCUGCCCAUCUUCAAGCAGAGGGACACCCUCCUCUACAUGGUCGAAAGGUACCCCGUCACCGUCGUCGUCGGUCAGACGGGCUGUGGAAAGACGACCCAGCUGCCGCAGUUCCUCUUUGAAGCCGGAUGGGCCUCAUCUGGCCACCAGAUCGCCUGCACCCAGCCUCGCCGAGUCGCAGCCACCUCGGUCGCGGCCAGAGUCGCACAGGAGGUCGGCACCGUCCUCGGAGAAGAGGUCGGCUACACGAUCCGCUUCGAGGACUGCUCCCAUCCAUCCCGCACCCGCAUAAAGUACCUCACCGACGGCAUGCUCUUCCGCGAGUGCAUGCGGGACCCGCUGCUCAGCAAGUACUCGGUCAUCAUGAUCGACGAGGCCCACGAGAGGGGCGCCUACACCGACAUGCUCCUCGCCAUCCUCAAAAAGAUCCACCGCAAGAGGCCCGAGCUGCGCAUCAUCAUCUCGAGCGCCACCAUCGACGCCCAGGCCUUCGUCGACUUCUUCUCGCCAGACGAGCUUCCUUCGACGGUCGAGAAGCAGAAGCAGCGCCAGCAGGAGACGGCAGCCAUCGUAUCUCUCGAGGGUCGGAUGCAUCCCGUCGAGCUUGCCUACGCCACCGAGGCAUGCUCAGACUAUGUGCGCGCCGCCGCCGACACGGUGAUGAAGAUCCACCUCCAGGAACCGCAAGGCGACAUCCUCGUCUUCCUCACGGGCAGGGAGGAGAUCGACACGUGUCUCCAGGACCUGGCGGAUCGGAUGCUCAACCUUCCGCAAGGAUCGCUUGGGCUCGACCUGCUACCCCUCCACGCCGGGCUGACGGUUGAGGAGCAGACGGCCAUCUUUGCACCGGCAUCACGCGGCAGCCGCAAGGUCGUGGUCGCCACCAACAUUGCCGAGGCGAGCGUGACGAUCGACGGGAUACGCUACGUGGUCGACUGCGGCUUCGUCAAGCUGCGCACGUUCAACCACCGCACGGGGAUGGACAUGCUCUCUGUGGUGCCCGAAUCGCUCGCCUCGGCGACGCAGCGGGCGGGCAGAGCGGGGCGCACGUCAGCCGGCAAGUGCUACCGCCUGUUUCCCGAAGAGGCGCUGUCGACGCUUCCGGCUGCGACCCCACCCGAAAUGUGCAGGUCCGACAUCUCGAUGCAGGUGCUGCAGCUCAAGGCGCUUGGCAUCGACAAUCUGGCCAGGUUCGAGUUCCUGCCUCCCGCCCCGCCCGUCGAGAUGAUGGCCAAGGCGCUGGAAUUCCUCGCCAGCCUCGAGGUGCUGGACGACCACGGCAGGCUGACGAAGCCGCUGGGCGAGCAGAUGGCCGAGAUGCCGGUCGAUCCGAUGCUGGCCAAGACUCUCCUCGACUCGGCAUCGCACCGCUGCAGCGCCGAGAUGCUGAGUAUAGCAGCAAUGACCUCGGUCUCGAACCCCUUCAUCAUCCCAGACGAAGGGCGGUCGAAGGCCGGGAUAGAGGGCGAGGUGGAACGACGCAAGUUCACCGCCGAAGAGGGCGACCACCUGACGCUGCUCAACGUCUUCAACGCGUUCGUCGAUCCGCGCAUCGGCAAGUCGUCGGCGCGGUGGUGCGCCGCGCACCGGCUCAACUUCAAGGCCCUCUCGCGCGCCGUCAAUGUGCGCUCGCAGCUUGAAAAGUACCUGCGUCGCUUCGACCUCCCCGUCGUCAGCUGUUUGGCCGACGAGGAUGCCGGGGGGAGGAUACGGAGGUGCCUCGUCCGCGGCUACUUUAAGAAUGCGGCUAGGAUGAUGCCCGAUGGGUCAUAUCGCAGCGUCAGGGAAGGUUCGGUCCUACACGUCCACCCUUCCUCUGUCCUCUUCAACCGUUCGCCAUCGACCAAGUUCGUCAUCUACCACGAAGUCGUAGAGACGAGCAAACGCUUCAUGCGCGAUCUCACCGCCAUCGAACAGGACUGGUUGGCCGAAUUGGCACCGCACUAUUACGAGUACGCCCGUCCCUCUCGUCCUCAGUGA
Messenger RNA from Pseudozyma flocculosa PF-1, 2121 nucleotides. RefSeq lists its product as uncharacterized. The transcript has 8 exons. The record is from RefSeq and is a predicted model, not a curated record. Bases 1 to 2121 code for a protein of 706 amino acids. Gene Ontology annotation, molecular function: RNA binding; ATP binding. Lineage: Eukaryota; Fungi; Basidiomycota; Ustilaginomycetes; Ustilaginales; Ustilaginaceae. Gene Ontology annotation, cellular component: intracellular anatomical structure; catalytic step 2 spliceosome.